GGGGCGGAGACAUGGUGAUGUCACGGGUGUUGGACGUAAAAGUGCUUCCAGAGCCCACAGCUGGGUGUAGAUCAGAGUUGCACCUCUGCUGAAAUCAUGCAAUGGUAAGUUGAUACACACAUGCUCGUCUUAUUUUCUCGUCUUUCUUUGUGUAGGAGAUUUUUACCGAGUCGUUGAGUGGAGAGCAGACAGAUUGCUUUUGCACGUAUGCAUAUUUCUGCAUGUUGUUUGGUUAGACAGUGUAGAGGAGGCUUUCUUUUUAAGUGAUAAAGAAGAGGAAACUCUGUGCCGGGUCAUCUGAUAGCCUAGAAACCUUUGCCACAGCAGCAGAUCGCCUGUAUUUAUGCGUCCUCCCCACGUCCUCUUUCUCUCUCUCUCCUGGGUUGUGAAGUGAAACAAUAACACUGAUCUGUCAUGUCACCUCACAGCUCUCCCAAGCCUCAGUUUGCCAGCUGGCUCAUCGAGCAGGUGGAGACUGGCCAGUACGCCGGUCUGUGUUAUGUCGGGCCCAACAAGUUCAGAGUCCCGUGGAAACACAACUCGAGAAAGGACUGCAACGACGAGGACGGGAAAAUAUUCCGGGUAGGUCUAAUGUCUAGUAUCGGAGUAGUGAAAACUGACAAGCAUGUGUCAGUCACAACAACAACAAGUGCUUUAUUGAGUCAUCACUGACUCAUCAGCUGAGAUUUCUGGCUUUUAUUAUUGUCAGAGUAUUGAUGUAGGAUGUGGGUGCAGGUGAUACCAAUACUAGUGGUGACACUCCCACUUUAAUCUCUGCAAUCUAUAAAAAGAAAGAGACAAUUAGUAUAAUGAGGAGAUUAUAAAAGACUUUAUAAAUUUGUGAAGCUUUCACCUGAACUUAGAAAUUGCAUACAUAGGAACAGGGCUGAAUAUAGAAGCCCACUAUCACCAGACUGAAUAAACAGAGACUAAGCCUUGCUGUGAGAAAUCCUAAUGUGAAGUAUUUUAUGAGAUAAAAAGUUCAUAAAUAAAGCAAGAAAAAAAAAGGCAAGAUAAAGUGCUAUAAUUAUUUGAUAAAGAAAAAAAAAACCUAAUAGCUGGAUAAUGAAAUAGUAACAUCUCAUAUUGAUAACUUCUUAUUGGAUAAUUUGAUAUUUUUUGGUCCCAUACCUGACUUCCUUUGUCCUAAUUACUCUUUUCAUAGUUUCACCUUUUCACUCAUUAUUCUGUUGUACUGUCAUAAUUUCAUAAUAUGAUAGUUUAUCACAUUGUUAUAAUUAUUCUUUGCACCUUGGAAUUACAGUUACGGUCUCAUAGAUUUGACGAUCUAUCUAAUAAUUGUGCCUUCUUAUUCUCAUAGAUUUCCUUUUUUUUCCUACAAAUAUAACGUGUCAAUUAGUUUUUCAAACAAAUGACAAGGUUUUUAAACAACAAGCCCAAGUUUGGUUGUUUUGUUGCUUCUAGAAAUGGGUUUUUAGAUAAAUGUUUUGGUGUAAAAAGUAUAGCAUUUUUAUCUGAAAUAUGAUGAAGUUUACACCUAGAUUUUCAUAAAUAUGGGAAACUACAUCCAGAUUUGUACGCUGAGAGUAAUCACAGAUAAUGUUAUCUGCAUGGUUAACAGGCCUGGGCAGUCACAAGUGGAAAAAUCAACGAGUUCCCAAAUGACAAGGCCCGAUGGAAAACCAACUUCCGCUGCGCUCUGAACAACCUCUCUGUGCGCUUCAAGAUGAUAAAGGAUAACUCCAAGAAUUCAGACGACCCACAUAAAAUCUAUGAGAUUAUCAACACUGAGUGUAAGAACAUAGUUAUCUAAGCCAUGAAUACUGGAUCUCUUUUCAUUUUAAAUGAAUUUAAUGAUGGGUUGUUUCUCUUUCGGUAGAUAACUAUGCAAGCUUGCUGGCACAAGACUCCCAAGGGGAUAUGUCCUUGGAUAUCCUAAACUCCCCCAUAGAGGUCUUUCCCUGGGGAAAUGAGGUACAGACAGGUUUUACUCUGUGGAGUUUUCUGUCCUACAAAAUUCAUCAAGUGUCUAACUUUUGUUUCCUUUUCUUAAAAACAGCUCAAUCUGGUUAACAGUCUGGGGGCCUUGGAUCUUGGGAACUGUCCAUCAGGUACAGAGUCUCACACAAAAGGGAACUUCUGAAUUCGUCCAAUAAAUUAAUGAUGUCCUGUGAUAGGUUUUAAUCCAGCUCUAAUGUAGUUUCAUCAACUUUAUUGAUGUCUUUCACAGAGGAGCAGCCCUGGGCAGAGAACUAUGGGCAGCCUAAUCCAGCUGUGGUGGAAAGUUAUCCUGUGGCAGCUGAGAACAUCCAACAGCCUCUACCAGAUCAGCCGUCUUACUACGAGUGUAUGUUUAGUCAAAUAUGAUUGAAAGUUAUGCACUGCAACCAAACUCCACAUUGGAAACAAAGACCUCUUAUCUUUUUUUUUUUGUCUUCCCUACAGUAAAUCUUCCAGCACCCCUCAGCCCACCUGCGCAGCCGACUAUUUAUGACCUAGAGAUCUCCAUCCAUUACAGGAAAAAAGAAAUACUCAAGACUACAUUCAACACUGCCCGUCUCCAGCUCCACUACCACCACAUGGCCCCUGAGCUCAAUGCCCAACAACUUUGCUUCCCCUCCACAGAGGGUCUGCUGGACCAAAAACAGGUGCACAUACAUGAGUAAUAAGUUCAGUCAGACUUAUUUUGAAAUAGUAUUAACAAUCAAGAAACUGUUAAAAAAAAUAAGACCAGCUAAUAGUUCAUGUUACCUCUCCAAACCUUUUUACACGUAUGUGGUGUCCAGCUCAAACCCAACCUUUCCAUGUUUUUAUGAUGAAUACAAGUUAACCUUGAUCACACCAUCAAAUCAUGCAGAGUUGAGGCUGUGGUUUCUAGCAGUCUACCUACCACAGUCAGGAAACUGUACCUAACAUGCUGAGAACAAUCACGUUACAAAUGUGCACAUGAUACUUUAAGACAUCACACACUCUAGCUUUUAAAAGAUUGCAGAAAAAAAAUGAGCUUGCUCCUUCACAAAGAGCUUUGAUCAGAUUAAAUUCUUAUGUUUAGUUUUCUGUUAUUGCAACACCUCAAAGUGUUUUUUUUUUAGUCAGAAAUCCACCACAGGAGGGGGAGAUGUAUGAAUUUCUACUUUUAGCCUCAGGAAACCCCUUUUAUCCAUCCCUCUUUAUACUGACUGUCUGUGGCUAUUCCGACCUUUUCCUGUAAUCCCAUCGGCUCUCUGGGGAUUGUAAAAAGUCUGGCAGAGGGUGGUUACUGAGGGAAGUGGUGGAAAUGAGGAGCUGUUGCACCAAAAAAAAAAAAAACACAGUUAGUUACACCCCAAAGGAACAGCUAAAUAACACUGAAAACCAUAAGUUAAGAGAAGCAUCUACAUUAGGUCUUAAAUGUGACCACACUUUUUUAAAUCACUGUCUUCUUUGUGCCAGAUUGAAUACACCAACCGCAUCCUCAACAGCAUCCAGAAAGGUCUCCUCCUGGAAGUUCGGGAAACUGGUAUUUAUGGCUACAGGCAGGACAAGUGUCAUGUGUAUGCCAGCACUAGUGACCCCAGCGUGGCUCACCCAGACCCCAGAAAGCUGCCCCAGAACACCAUGGUGGAGCUCCUCAGCUUUGACAAAUUCAUCCAUGGUGAGUGUCUAAUAGAGUAGAUAUACAAUUACUACAACAAUCCCUAUUAUUAGCUUGAAUUCAGAGUGAGCAUGAAGUGUGAAAUAAGUGGUUCUGUUUCAGAACUGAGGCACUUUAAAGAGAACAACGGCAGCUCUCCUGAAUACACAAUCAACAUGUGCUUCGGAGAGAAGUUCCCUGAUGGAAAACCUUUGGAGAAGAAGCUCAUUGUAGUCAAGGUAAUGCUGUUUCCUCUUUCCUUUUGCAUUUAUUUCCUCCAGAAGGGCAGUGAUAUAAGAGUCCUUUUAUUACUGAACAUUAACUGCACCAAGAACUUGAAUCAUUUUUACCUCCACCAAGGAGGUUAUGUUUUCGGUAGCGUUGGUUUGUUUGUUUGUUUGUUAGCAACUUUACGGAGAAAGUAACAGACGUGUUGACCUGAAAUUUUCAGCAGAGGUGCGUCUCAGCCAUUAAAUUUUGGUGGUGAUCUGGACAAAAUUCCGGAUACUGUGAUCCAGAACACAUAAAAAUAAGGGUGUCGUUGGAAUUUUCAGUGCUGAAAGAUAACCAAUGGGCAGCACAGUGGUGUAGAUAGGCAGCACAGUGGUGUAGUAGAAGGUCCUGGGUUCGAAUCCUGGUCAGGGCAUUUCUUGUUUUAGGAACAUUAUGAACAGUGAACAUACCAGCUUAAACACAAAUAAACAUGAAAAGUUUUGGUGUGAAUCACAAUAUAAGGGGGGACAUGAGCUGCUUGGCGGAGGUCUGCGCUCUCCGAGUGCUUUUCUAGUUGCACAUGGAUCCUGAUUGUAAAGGUUCAAUAUUAUCUCUCCGUCUCCCUCUGCUCCUGUAGGUGGUUCCUCUGAUCUGUCGGUACUUCCAUGAGGUGGCUCAGAUGGAUGGCGCUUCGUCCCUUCACAGCGCCAAUGUCAGCCUGCAGAUCUCACACAACAGCCUUUUCGAUCUCAUUUACAACGUCUUUGGAGUGCCUUCAGCUGAAUAUCCAACACAGGCGAACCCACCCUUUCUACCUACAAUCUGAAAUUUCAUCCCCCAUUUGCUUCUGAAAAAAGGACUAUUCACUCAACAGCCUUUAGGACCACAUAAAGCCUCACAGUCUGCUCUAUCUUCCCAAACUAUGCUAACAUGUAUUUUAUUGAAAGUGUCUUAUGUGUAUAAAACAAACUUUUCCAUGUUAUCAUCAACCCAUCCUCUUGCAAUGCUCCUGUUCACUUUAAGCUCUCAUUACUCAUGAUUGUAAGCACAAAACUGACUACUUCACUACAUAGGCAGAAAUAAGACUUCUCAGCUGUUUGACUGUUACAAUGCUUCAUGGUUAAUGCCCAAAAAUCAACUUUAAAUGAUCACUGUAUGUCAAACCAUAUCAAUGUGUUUUUAGCUACUAGUGUAUUUAUGAGAGACAAUCAAAAAUUUUAUGUGUCAUACUCCCAGUUUCUGGGGUGAACUUUUUUGCACUUCUCUAUGUUUACAAACUUUCCAAUCUGCAGGUUGUCUUGCACUUUUCAUUCCCCAAAAGAAGGGUUUGCUUUGAAAUAAAGUCUCAAACACUGGA
Molecule: messenger RNA, 5144 nt
Organism: Xyrichtys novacula (pearly razorfish)
Lineage: Eukaryota; Metazoa; Chordata; Actinopteri; Labriformes; Labridae
Source: the annotation of a GenBank genome assembly